Molecule: messenger RNA, 2373 nt
Organism: Acanthoscelides obtectus
Lineage: Eukaryota; Metazoa; Arthropoda; Insecta; Coleoptera; Chrysomelidae
Source: the annotation of a GenBank genome assembly
AUCUCAUAAGCCCACAUGUUAGCUUGUAUAAAACAUAGUAAUUCUAGAUUAAUUUAAACAUUCUUCAUCUGUCAAGAAAAUGGCCAAGAUUCAAUUAUUUAGUUUAGUAUUUAAUAUUCUCAUCCCAGCAAGCGUUUUGCAAGAUGUCUUUCCAGAAGAAGAAGCUAAAUUUAAUCCACUGGAUCGAUUUAGAUUCGAGAAUGUGGACUUCAGUUUAGCAGAUGCAGUGGAAUCGGAUGUCAUUUUCAAAUACUACAGUGACGCAUAUCAAAUAAAUCCUAGAAUUUUAACGAUAGGGUCGGUUAGUGGACAUAUGGAUAAAGAGGCAAAAACGGUAUAUAUGAUUCAUGGGUGAGUAUGAAGGCGGAAACACACGCCUAGAGGCGUAGGAAGUAAAAAGUAAUGUUUUCAAUUUAAACAAAAAUCAUAAGUUUCUAUUUGUUUGCUCUUCGCUAGGCCUAUGCCGUACUGAUGAUUGCUGAAAAGCAUGAAACAACGUUGUAUAUGGCUGGUUAUGUCCACAGAGACGAAAAACAUAUCAUAUACAACCAUUAUUCUGUCCAUUAAUCUCUUUUAUUUUCUUACGUGAGUUUGUGAGUACAAUCAUUUUGUAGUUUUACCUGUAAAGUUUGAGGGACACUAUGAAAAGUUGAUUCCAUCUUGUAUUGCAGUAUGGUUUUCAACAAUUGGCGAUAUCCCGGCUUAAAUGGUCUGUGGAUUCAGUUUCAGCAACCCAAUUGUACCCAGCAUGGUUAAAAAAUAAUACUCGUAAAGCAUGUUCUCAGCACAUACUGCUCAUAUCCUUUUAAAGCAUAUUCUCUUGAUGAACACUGGGAGAAUAUGCGAAUUAAGAAUACUCGGAACGAACAUGUUCUUAGCAUGUUCACAUAAGGGAUAUCGAUUUACUCACAUUCGGAGAAUAUUCAUUUUUAGGACACGCCAAUAGAAAUUCUUUUUGCCACGUGAUAGUAACAUUCCACCACAUAAUAAAAAGGAAUAUUCCUGGCACGUGUUGACCGCAUUCCAUCAGAAUCCGUGUACCCGAGAGACCAAUGGCAAGCCGACCCGCUUACCGGCUUCCAUUUUGUUUUAUUCCAUGUCUGUAGGUAUGUAACAUAGCGUGCAUCGUGUGUGUCUCAAGUGGUACAUUAUUUAAGAGUGUUUUUGUGGAAAAUGGUCAGCUUCGUGCUAAUUAUUCACGUCAAUUCAUCUGACUAAUGGACAUUAUUGUGUCAAUCAAGUAAGGUGUCUACAAGAUCAUAAUCUCCAAAAAGAUCUCCUAACAAGAAGUUUAGUUUUUAGUGAGAAGAAAUUGGCAUAUGCAGCUGCUCAUGAUGGAGAGAAGCAGAAAAUAUAUGAAUAGAACAAGAAAAGCAAGAAUAGGCGUUUAGAAUACGACAGAAGGAGACCUUGAAUUUACAUGAAUACAUAGAUAUGAUAUACACAUUUUAUUAUAAAUACACACACACACACACACGCGCACACACACAAACAUUAAUCAGUGACUUAACUCAUCUGUACUCAUUUAUAAUGAUAUUCUCUAUCGAGCAAGUAACACCUUUGCAGUGGGUUUUCCAGCUACCUUUUGAAUUUAUAGUUAUACACAAGAUGACACCGAUCCAUGGUUCCGACCAUUGAAAAGAGAGCUUUUCAUACAGAGACAAUUCAACAUAGUCUACAUAAACUGGGUAAAAGCUGGGAAUAAAUCAUAUGACGUGUCCAGUGCUAAUAUCAAUCCGGUAGGAAAGUUUAUUGCAGACUUCAUUGUCGCUUCUGAAGUUCCACCAGGCCUCAUCCAUAUUAUUGGUCACUCUCUGGGAGCACAUUUAGCAGGUUUCGUGGGUAAAUACGUCUUCGCAAUGACUGGUAAAAAAAUCGACAGAAUCAGCGGUCUAGACCCUGCUGGACCCAAGUUUGAUUACCCUGUAGCCCCUUCACAGAACAGACUAUGUGAUACUGACGCUAAAUUUGUGGACAUCAUCCAUACGGACAUGCAGGGCUAUGGGUACACUCCACCUUUGGGGCAUAUUGACUUUUAUCCUAACAAUGGAACGGAUCAACCUGGAUGUCCAAAGCAACAUUUCAAAGUCCGUUGCCAUCACGCUAGAGCGUCCUUCUUAUUUGUCGAGUCCCUUACAAACCGAGUGAAAGCCGUAGAAGCAAAAUAUAUAGAGGGACCCUAUUUCAAAAUUACCAUAAAACGCAAAAAGAAACCAAAAAAGGUUACUUUUGGAUAUUAUGCGAGCAGAAAAGCCAGAGGAGUGUAUUAUCUCAAAACUAAUGGAGCACAACCUUUCUUGACAAAAUGUUGGAAAGAUUUGAUUGAAUGGUGAUAUUCUGUAUUCCGUUAUAUUAAAUUGUACAGUUUUGUGA